GGAUCAUCCACAAUCUCCUUUAUAUUAAUAGCCAGACCCCCACCCUCUAACCCACUACUGUUUCUCUCUCUCUCUCUCUCUCUCGUUCUCUCUCUCUCUCUAACCAGAAAACCAGGCUAUAUAUACACCAUCUUCAUGGCGGCCUCAAACCCCAAUAGAAGACAAUCCCUUGCCAUGGAGAGAACUGGGCAAUGGAUAUUUUCUCAAGAAAUCCCCAGUGAUGUUAUAGUUGAAGUUGGAGAAGCCAGUUAUUCUCUUCAUAAGUUCAUGCUGGUGGCGAAGAGCAACUACCUCAGAAAGCUGAUAAUUGAAGCACAGGAAAGUGACCUUACCAAAAUUGAUCUCUCAGAUAUUCCCGGAGGCUCCGAGAUUUUCGAGAAGGCGGCGAAGUUCUGCUACGGCGUCAACUUUGAGAUAACAGUUUAUAACGUCGCCGCCCUCCGCUGCGCCGCCGAGUUUCUUCAGAUGACUGAUGACUACUGCGACGGCAACCUCGCCGGCAGGACAGAGGACUUCCUUACUCAGGUUGGACUAUCUAAUCUCUCCGCCGCUGUCGCCGUACUCAAAUCCUGCCGGCAGCUCCUCCCCUUUGCUGACGAAAUCAAACUCCGGAGCCGCUGCAUCGACGCUGUAAGCUCCAAGGCCUGCAGCGAGGCAAGUUUUCCAUGCCGGUCGCCACCAAACUGGUGGACGGAGGAGCUUGCGGGACUCGACGUGGAUUCAUUUGGAAAAGUCAUCGCCGCCAUGAAGCAGCGUGGCGCCAAGACCCUCACCCUCGCCGGUGCGUUGAUAACCUACACAGAACGCGCCCUCCGGGAGCUAGUCCGCGACCAGACCGGCGGACGAAGUGGCGGGGCAGGAGUCCAGUUGUCUGAUCCCGGCGAUUCUUCAGAUUCCGAUUCUAGUUCCAAUUCGAGGACCGAGCAGCGCGAGAUUCUCCAAUCCAUUGUCUCUCUCUUCCCUUCCGAGAAAGCAGCUUUUCCAAUCAACUUCCUCUGCUGCCUCCUCCGUUGCGCAAUCUACCUCUGCGCCUCAAGCUCCUGCAAGCGCGAGCUCGAGAAGCGGAUCUCGGAGAUCCUAGAGCACGUGACCGUCGAUGACCUCCUCGUGCUCUCGUUCACCUACGACGGGGAGAUGCUUCUCGAUCUGGACAGCGUUCGAAGGAUAAUAUCUGGAUUCGUGGAGAAGGAGAAGAGCGAGUCGGUGUUCAGUGCCGGUACAUUCCGAGAAGACUUCUCUGCCGCGAUGCACCGCGUGGCCAAAACCAUCGACGUCUACCUUGCCGAAAUCGCCGCGUACGGCGAUCUCACCAUCUCCAAGUUCAACGGCAUCGCGGUUCUCAUCCCCAAAAACGCGCGAAAAGUCGAUGAUGACAUUUACCGCGCCGUGGAUAUCUACCUCAAGGUGCAUCCGAACCUGGAUGAGAUUGAAAGGGAGAAAGUGUGUAGCGUGAUGGAUCCACUGAAGCUGUCAUACGAAGCACGCGUCCACGCGUCGCAGAACAAGCGUUUGCCGGUACAGAUUGUUCUCCACGCGCUCUACUACGACCAAUUGAAGAUAAGAAGUGGCACAGAGGAGGAUCGGAAAUCAUCCCCGAAAACUGCUUCAGUAACGGCAGCGACGACGAGGAACCAGCAGCUGCAUACUGACGUGUCACUUGUGAGGGAGAACGAGGAGUUGCGAUCGGAGCUGAUGAAGAUGAAGAUGUACAUUUCAGAUAUGCAGAAGAAUGGGCCGGGAACGACAUCUUCUGGGCCUGGGCCCACCAAGAAGCCCACGUUCUUCUCAGCUGUGUCGAAGAAACUGGGCAAGUUGAAUCCGUUUAAGCAGGGCUCUAAGGACACGUCACACAUUGAAGAUAUGUCUGUUGACUUAUCCAAGCCCAGAAGACGAAGGUUCUCUGUUUCGUAAACUUUUUUUUUUUCUUGUAAUUUUGUGCGAUAUGUGUAUUUUAGGUUAAUUUGAUUAUAAUAUCUGUUUGUAAAAUAAUUUACGUAUAGAAUUUGAUUUGUUUUUGUGGA
This is a messenger RNA of Arachis stenosperma, 2021 nucleotides long. Its product is annotated as root phototropism protein 2-like. Lineage: Eukaryota; Viridiplantae; Streptophyta; Magnoliopsida; Fabales; Fabaceae. The transcript has 4 exons. Gene Ontology annotation, molecular function: protein binding. The record is from RefSeq and is a predicted model, not a curated record. Bases 136 to 1911 code for a protein of 591 amino acids.